AUGUCUCAACAUUCCAGAAACCCCUCUACCACCACUGCUGCUAGCUCUCAGCCUGGUUCUGUCCGGGAGAUUACAGCUGGACCAAACAUGUCAUCUGCCUUCUCUGAUUAUAGUAGUAGCGCGGCAAGUAUCCAAAGGGGUCGACCUUAUUCUAUUAUCAGUAACGAUAACAGACUUCACGCACACCUGCAAGGUUAUUCGCCUGAGAGACCCCAACAACCUCCUGCUUAUACCCCAUCGAGCGACAGAGCGGUUGCCGUUCAUUCCAGGGCACCCUCUUAUGAAGCCUCACAGCAAGAGGCAGCCACUGCUGCAUCGAGCAACCAGCCCCGAAAUUCAUUCUACGGCACUCCUGGUAGACCUAUAAUUGGUCUUACCAGUACUGCCACCGCGGCUGCAGAGGCUGAUCAAAGCUCAAAUGGUGACGCGUCCUCUGCGCACAUGACAGAAGAUCUAUACUCGACUUAUGCUGAUGCGACCAGAUUAAGUGAUGCUCACUACGAAGGUAGGCGACGUGAUGCCACGCAGCAGAGAAGAGCUCAUCAACCUAGGACAGGAGGUUCCACACCUUUGAACAAUCCUCCUCGACUUUGA
This is a messenger RNA of Kwoniella botswanensis, 594 nucleotides long. RefSeq lists its product as uncharacterized. NCBI's taxonomy places the organism in Eukaryota, Fungi, Basidiomycota, Tremellomycetes, Tremellales, Cryptococcaceae. The record is from RefSeq and is a predicted model, not a curated record. Bases 1 to 594 code for a protein of 197 amino acids. The transcript has a single exon.